AUGGCGGAGAAAGUGAUGGUAGCCUAUGAGCAAAAUAUCCGAACAAACCUUGGUGAAACGAGAAAACAGGAUAAAAAAGUUAAACAAAAGAAGAACAGGAAGAAAGCAAAAAAGCCUAUCGUCGAAAUCAAUGUAAAGAAAGAUCGGAAGGUUAUAAAUGAAUAUCACACUUUAAACAAAAAAAUUGACGCUAUGCGAAAGAAUCCAUCGAUUUCUAGGGAAGAUAAAGCUUCUAAGAUCGCAGCAUUGGAGGCAAGAAAGGAUAAACUUGGAGGGAUAAAUGCUUAUCAACAGGCUUCAAUACUUGGAGAAGCUCACCACGGAAGUUUCAACUCGGCAAAGUGGGUAGUAAAGCAACUGAAAGUCUUAAAUCUUCGUCUCGUCCAGGCAGAAGGUACAAGUGAUAAAUUACGACUUCUUGACGUUGGGGCACUUGAUAACAAUUAUCAGAGACACGAAAAAUGGAUUGAAUGUACAGCUAUUGACCUAAAUCCCCAAAAUGGUCACGUUAAAAAAGCUGAUUUUUUAACUUUAAACGAAAAGGAAAAGUAUGAUGUUAUUGUGAUGAGUUUGGUAAUAAACUUUGAGGGGGACGUUCGUAAACGAGGAGAUAUGCUGCGGAAAUGUGAAAAGCUAAUCACUGAUCAAGGCUAUUUAUUCAUUGUACUACCACUUCCUUGUCUGAACAAUUCACGUUACCUAAACAAAGGUCAUCUUAUAUCCAUGAUGGAUAGUUUAGGGUUCGAGGUGUGUGUCACUCAUAACAGCAAGAAGUUGAGCUUCUUUAUGUUCAACAAGACAGGACAAUGCCAGGCUCAACUGUUUCCUAAGCAAGUCUUAAGGAAAGGUGGAAAUCGUAACAACUUUGCAAUUGUGUUGUGA
Porites evermanni is the source of this 882-nucleotide messenger RNA. NCBI's taxonomy places the organism in Eukaryota, Metazoa, Cnidaria, Anthozoa, Scleractinia, Poritidae. The record is from the annotation of a GenBank genome assembly.